CCACUACUUCCGGGUUUCGGCAGUCUGGUCCAUAUCCACUCCUCAGUCGCGUUUCCCAACUACUCGCACCCAUUGUACACAAACCAACGAGGAGUUGGCGACUGAGCACAGCAUCGAUCGAGGGCUGCUCCUUUAAGAAAGACUAAGCCUGAAUUAUCACCCCACCUCCUCCUGAUCUCCUUUACAGGGCUUUUGCGUUUUAAAAAAUCAACCCAGGAGCCGAGAGUGAUCAAAAGAAAAACGAGUGAGCUGAAUGUUUUGUGUGCAUUUGACUAUUCACAUUAGGUGUGCUAACCCGUGGAAGCGCGGCGCGGAUCAUCAUUCAUUCCGGGCUACUUUGACAAGCCUCGGCGUUUGAUUGACAGGCGUGGUGGCAAAAAGCCAUGAGACUUCGCUAGUUUUGUUUUGAGGGGUAUUUUCAUACUGUUUUUUGGGAAAAUAAGACUGGGCUUUCUCUCCCUAUGCCACUGCCCUGGGGAUAGCUCAGGCCCUAUUCGCGGUUGCUUUGGACUGAACUUGAGCUGAAGAGGGCUGGUUUGAAUUCAUCGUUGCAUUUCUCUUUGCAAGAAAUACGGAUUCUUGAAAGAUUUCGCAUUUGGAAUUUGCGUUUUUAUUUGUUCUUCACCCUGGCCUCUUAGGGGAUAUAUCCGAAGCGAAAGGAGAGAAGAAGAGAGGGACUAGAGGAGGGAUAUGGCGCAGCGGUACGAAGACUUGCCCCACUACGGGAUGGACGGGGUGGGUAUCCCCACCACCAUGUACGGUGACCCGCACGGUGCCCGCUCAAUGCAGGCCGUCCACCUCAACCACGGCCCCCAGCUACACUCACACCAGUACCCGCACACAGCCCACAGCAACGCCAUGCCGCCUAGCAUGGGCUCGUCCGUCAACGACGCCCUGAAGAGAGAUAAAGACCAGAUAUAUGGGCACCCCCUGUUCCCCCUGCUUGCACUGAUUUUUGAGAAAUGUGAAUUAGCGACUUGCACGCCCAGAGAGCCUGGGGUCGCGGGAGGAGACGUUUGUUCAUCGGAAUCUUUCAAUGAAGAUAUUGCAGUGUUUGCAAAACAGAUUCGGGCAGAAAAGCCGUUAUUUUCAUCGAAUCCAGAACUGGAUAACCUGAUGAUUCAAGCCAUUCAAGUUUUACGGUUUCAUCUUCUGGAGUUGGAAAAGGUACACGAACUAUGUGACAAUUUCUGUCACCGGUACAUCAGCUGUCUGAAAGGAAAGAUGCCCAUCGACUUGGUGAUCGACGACAGAGAGGGCGGAUCAAAAUCUGACAACGAGGAAAUAACAAGAUCAUCCGGGCCUCUUGAUCAGGUAAUGUCACAUCUCUCUCUGUCUCUCUCUGUCUCUCUCUCUCUCUCUCUCUCUCUCUCAGUGUGGUGUCUUCUGGGUCACUUCUCCGCGAGACGCUGUUAUUUGCAUACGAUUAAGACCGUUUUAGAUUCCAUCGGAAUGAAAAUUUCUCUGUAUAAUGUAUCCAUUAUUGGCCCAUUAAGGUUUGAUCCGGGAACCGACCCGGGGGAGAUUAGCCCGAGAAAGCAUCGCCAUAAACUUGACCUGCUUCUUGUCCAUUUUAAUUUAGCCAUCUUUCCCUUUUCUUAUUUUCCUCCUCCUCUCCACCACCUCUGUCUUCUAUUUUUUAAUCAAAACGAAACGUCAUCAGUGCAUUUGUAUUACCACGCAGCUACUGUGGAGAGGCCAAACGCAUAGUUUGAUAUCUCACCG
Molecule: messenger RNA, 1725 nt
Organism: Oncorhynchus keta (chum salmon)
Lineage: Eukaryota; Metazoa; Chordata; Actinopteri; Salmoniformes; Salmonidae
Product: homeobox protein Meis1-like
Exons: 6
Coding region: 691-1710 (339 amino acids)
Source: RefSeq, a predicted model, not a curated record